This is a messenger RNA of Phytophthora megakarya, 642 nucleotides long. Lineage: Eukaryota; Oomycota; Peronosporomycetes; Peronosporales; Peronosporaceae. The record is from the annotation of a GenBank genome assembly.
AUGACCGAACAACGUCGCAAGAAUUUUUUCGAUUUUGCGAGAGAGGGUGGAGACGAAUUCGGAGACCUAACGGUAACGACCAGACAGCAGGCGAAGUCAGCCUGCAAACGCAUCAGAUUCGCUGACGAAAUUUCGGUCCAAGGAUUAGACGAUAGUGUGGCGCGAGACGAACCGAACGAUACCCCGACAGAAGCCCCAAACAGCGAAGAUCAGGAAGAACGAAGAGUAACGGGAUCCACGCCUGCGUCGCCCAACGCCAGAACGAGACUUCUGACGAGCGACCACCUGCAAGAAGAACCAACACUACGCCUAGUGGUGCCCACUACGAUGAUUCAAGAGGUACUACAAAACUGCCACGACUCGUUGGAAGGAGGUCAUCAAGGCAUUGCACGGACUUUCUACCGGGUGAAAUUAGAUUACUACUGGGUCGGUCUAUACGCCGAUGUCGCAAGACACGUACGCUCUUGCCCUGACUGUAGUUCGAGUAAAAGCCGACCGAAGCUUCGCGGAUACUCACCAGGCAACAUUCUGGCGGAACGACCUUUUCAGAUCGUGUCUAUGGACUUCGUCAUACCCUUACCGAAGUCUCGGCUGGAUACAGGACGUUGUUGUUAUUUCAGUGUGCAUUCACUGGGUUCGUGA